UUGUUACUGGUCGAAUAGAGGGUAGUUGUAAAAAAAUCAAACGACAGCGUCAUUUUAUGGUCAUACAGAGGAAAUGGAAUUUUGGGAGCGUCGAACACGUAAUUUCAUCUAAUAUUUUUACAAAAUUUUCGAAAAUGCCGAAGUACUACAGAUUUAGAGCUACGACGCCGACACGGAAACCAAAAAGGAAAGAAAAGGAAAGGGACCGAGAAAUCGAAAGGAAUAAAAAUGACGUCGAUAGCAGCUGGCUGGAUUUAACAUUUGCAUGCACGCCGGCGCCAUCUUGGUACCUGCGGCGUAUUGCAUGGCGCGAAUCACCCCAUAUGAUGGGCCUUCCGCGGCAACUGGCAACGGGACUUCAGGCUUCUUUGCAGAACAGUAAUCGGCCAAUAUACGUUUUUAAAUUUCUACAACGGUUUGCUCCCAAGAUAUGACGCGGCUGAAUUGAAAUGUCAAAAUUUCCCGCUAAUUUUUGACCUAACAUUACGUCAUGACUUUUUUUUAAGUAAUUUUUUUGAGGUUGGCAUAUAGAAGUGAAAGUUCAAGUCCUAUAGUUCAAACGAAGUUUUGAUAUGUUAUCGUUUGAAUAUACAUAUUACUUAGUUUUAAAAAUUAAACUUGUGACUUUUUU
Colias croceus (clouded yellow) is the source of this 631-nucleotide messenger RNA. RefSeq lists its product as uncharacterized. The transcript is spliced from 2 exons. The record is from RefSeq and is a predicted model, not a curated record. Lineage: Eukaryota; Metazoa; Arthropoda; Insecta; Lepidoptera; Pieridae. Bases 57 to 434 code for a protein of 125 amino acids.